AGUUUUGCAAACCCGACUGGCCGGGGCUGGAAACCGAGAGCAGGAUUCCUGGCCGGGCCGUGCGCUGCGGCGGAGGGCAGGUCCGGCUUCGGGACCCACUGCCAGGCUCAGUUCCCCUCCGGGGCUGGGAGGUGGCCCAGGCGCCCGCUUGCGAGCCAGCUGCCUUGCAGCAGCUCGCCUGGCAAGUACCGAGCACCCCUGGGUCGCCCCUAGCCCCGCCGCGGAGGUGGGGUGGGCUGGGCAGGGACCACGUGAACAAACAAGCACAGCAGCAGGCCUGGAGACCCGUGUGUCUCACAUCCUGUUGGCCAUGGAAGGCGUUGGCUUGGGCCACCAGCCUCUCAGGUGAGGCCUGCCCUGGACUCCGUUGACCCCAGGAGUCAUGGCGGAAAGGGCAGACUCUCUGGCCAGGAGACGACGGCCUUGUUGAGAGUCAGUCCAGCUCGGUGCACCUCCGUGCGCCACCUUCAAGAGAGGCACCUGUCCCCGCCGGGCCUCCACGGAUGGGGAGGUGGGCCGUGGACGUGGCCUUUGUGUGGAAGGCGCUGCUGACACUGGGCCUGGUCCUUCUGUAUUACGGCUUCUCCAUCGGUAUCACCUUCUACAACAAAUGGCUGACCAAGAGCUUCCACUUCCCCCUGUUCAUGACGAUGCUGCACCUGGCCGUGAUCUUCCUCUUCUCCGCCCUAUCCAGGGCCCUCGUUCAGUGCUCCAGCCACAGGGCCCGAGUGGUGCUAAGCUGGGCUGACUACCUCAGACGAGUGGCUCCCACGGCGCUCGCCACAGCCCUUGACGUGGGCUUGUCCAACUGGAGCUUCCUCUAUAUCACCGUUUCACUGUACACGAUGACCAAAUCCUCCGCCGUCCUCUUCAUCUUGAUCUUCUCUCUGAUCUUCAAGCUGGAGGAGCUGCGCGCAGCUCUGGUCCUGGUGGUCCUGCUCAUCGCUGGUGGCCUCUUCAUGUUCACCUACAAAUCCACGCAGUUCAACGUGGAGGGCUUCGCCCUGGUGCUGGGGGCCUCGUUCAUCGGCGGCAUCCGCUGGACCCUCACACAGAUGCUGCUGCAGAAGGCUGAGCUCGGCCUCCAAAACCCCAUCGACACCAUGUUCCACCUGCAGCCACUCAUGUUUCUGGGCCUCUUUCCUCUCUUUGCCGUGUUUGAAGGUCUCCAUUUGUCCACGUCUGAGAAACUCUUCCGUUUCCAGGACACGGGGCUGCUGCUGAGGGUGCUCGGCAGCCUCUUGCUGGGCGGGAUUCUCGCCUUUGGUCUGGGCUUCUCCGAGUUCCUGCUGGUCUCCAGGACCUCCAGCCUCACCCUCUCCAUUGCUGGCAUCUUCAAGGAAGUCUGCACUCUGCUGCUGGCCGCUCAUCUGCUGGGCGAUCAGAUUAGCCUGGUGAACUGGCUGGGCUUUGCCCUCUGCCUCCUGGGGAUAUCCCUGCACGUGGCCCUCAAAGCCCUCCACUCCCGAGGUGACAGUGGCCCCAAGCCCCCGAAAAGCCUGGGCUCCAGCCCCGACCUGGAGCUGCUGCUUCGGAGCAGCCCACAGGAGGAAGAGGAUGGCCGGGAGGAGGAGUACUUUGUGGCGCAGGGACAGCAGUGACCACCGGGUUGGCCAACACAGGAACUGACACGGUCAGAGGCUCGUGGCCCCUCCCCGCACUCCCCCCCCCAGCUGGAGCAGAGUGGACUGAGCCUCAGUCCCACCCGGACACACCCUACGGGGCCGAGCUGGAGCAGAAUGGACUGCUUGCUGGGUUCUGCGGACCAGGACUCGUUUGUGAGGCCUCUCCACUCUCUAAGGGGACUGACUCGCAGGCUGAGGCCUGCUUACCUGAACAGCGUCUUUCUAGGAGAGCAGAUUUAUUUAUAGUUUGGAAAUAAAUGCUUUCCGGUCCACUGACCGCCUGGAGUUGCCCGGAGGUGUGGGAGCAGGGAAGAUUCUGUGGGUGUGGCCUCUCUUCCCCUGCCAGAGGCCUGGUGAGUGCGUGGUGCCACCACACCUGGCUGCCCGCAAAUAAACUGAACGAGUGAUGUAAGCACUCAA
Ochotona curzoniae (black-lipped pika) is the source of this 2045-nucleotide messenger RNA. It is a transcript of the gene SLC35H1, whose product is annotated as solute carrier family 35 member C2. Bases 504 to 1601 code for a protein of 365 amino acids. Gene Ontology annotation, cellular component: cis-Golgi network; Golgi apparatus; endoplasmic reticulum-Golgi intermediate compartment. The record is from RefSeq and is a predicted model, not a curated record. The transcript is spliced from 10 exons. Gene Ontology annotation, molecular function: antiporter activity. NCBI's taxonomy places the organism in Eukaryota, Metazoa, Chordata, Mammalia, Lagomorpha, Ochotonidae. Gene Ontology annotation, biological process: UDP-glucose transmembrane transport.